UUUAACCAUGAGAUUAUAAUUUUAGCACUUAGAUUUACUUCUGAAAAAAUUGAACCUAAAAAUAUACAUAUCAUAAAACUCUAUAUAUAUUUUUUUAAUUUUAUAUAUACAUUCAUAUGAAAGAGCAUAAAAAUCACGAAUUUUUAUAUUAUUUUUUAUAAAAGUUGAAAUAUAAAUGAAAAUUUUUAGUCCGUAACACUUUAAAAUAUAUUUGGGGUUUUAUUUCAAGUGGGUCCUAUCAUCAAUUAUCUUCUUCCGCAUGCCAACCAUGCAUAAGUUGUCUCUCUCCUGGGUGAAUGAAGGUAGCACUUUCCGACUCCGUCCAUGCUCCCAAUCCACUAUAAGACUUUCCAAUACAAAAAAUUGGUUGGGUUGCAGCUCAUUUGGGGUGAAAACCUCAUAUGUGGGGAUUUUCACCCCUACCAUUGCGGACAACCUUAGAAAGAGUCAAGUCUCAUUGUGAUUUGAGUACUUAUUUAACACUAAUGAUUAAGUAUAACGUGUUAACUGUUUAUUUGGACAAUUUAAGGUAUGUUUGCAAAAAAUUAAAAAUAAGCGAUUUUGACCUUUUAGCUUUAAAAAAGCUGAAAGGGUGUUUUCAAGUGACAAUUUCUGCUAAAAUUAAAUACUUAAAACCUAACAGGGUAAUCGGUACGCAAGGGGAGAGAGGAGCGGCAAAGGAAAACCCUAGCCGCCGCCUCCUCUUCCUUCCUUCUUUUCUUCUCUUCUUUUGACUUCAAUCAUGGAAAAAGUUUCGUUUAAUCAGUAUUUUAAGUUCUACCUAUACGUUUAUUUCCUAGCGUUGUCUAGAGAUAUUAUUUUCGGUGGUGAAGUGUCGCUCGCCAGAUCUAUAUUCUCUGCCAUCACCGGUCGGGUGUUCUUGUGUGCUAGUAAGAGGUUUGUAUUGGCUUCUUUAUCAAUCAUGUACCAGGAUUUCUUCUGCAUCGAUAUAGAGGGCGAUCGCCCCCCUCCUGAACCACCGGCGAUCCAGGAAGAAGACAUUGGAUGGAUUGCUUUCUUUCCGGUGGCUGGUCAAACCGGAACAAUUUCUGCACUUGGCUCCUUACCGGUGGCUGGAAAAACCGGCAAGUUCAAUAAUUCCUUUUCGGUGGCUGGUCAAGCAGAACCCAUUUCGAGUACCACGAGCAGACACAUUGCGGUAUGAGUCUACAUUGUUGCAAGGAAGAGAGAAUGUUGGAUUUACUCAAGAUAUGAUGCAAAAAAUACCUCAAAUCAAGGAAAGAAAGAAACAUGGCUUAUGGUGAAACUAGUAUACUCACGCAUUAUUUCCUGAAACAUGCGAACAGAGGAACCUUCAUUCUUCCAUGCUUAUCAGUUGGAUGUGGAAGAACAAAUGACUAAUGUAUUUUGGGCUAAUGCGAGGAUGAUAAUUGAUUAUGCACUAUUCGGUGAGGUAGUGUCCCUUAGCUUGACACAACUUUCGGUACAAAUAGAAAGAACAAGCCACUUGCAGUCUUUUCUGGUUUAAAUCACCAUUGAGGAAUUGUGAUUUUAGGAGCAAGUUUGUUAUUUGAUGAAACCACGGAUUCAUUCAAGUGGUCAUUCCAAUCAUUUCUUCAAGCUAUCGGGUUCAAAAAACCAGUGACUGUCUUUACUGAUCAGGAUGCCGCAAUGGCACAUGUGUUAUCUGAAGUUAUGUCAUACACCAUUCAUGAACUCUGUACACGUCAUCUUAUGGAAAAUGCCACAAAGCACUUAGCUCAAUUGACUAAGGGAAAGUCCCACAUCUUGACAAAGAUAUCACGGUGUAUGUAUGGAAUAACUCAUGAGAAUGUGUUUGAGGAUACUUGGAUUAAAAUGGUCAUAGAUCAUGAUGUCAAAGAAAAUCAAUGGAUGAUUAACACAUACAUGUUGAAA
Molecule: messenger RNA, 1878 nt
Organism: Cuscuta epithymum
Lineage: Eukaryota; Viridiplantae; Streptophyta; Magnoliopsida; Solanales; Convolvulaceae
Source: the annotation of a GenBank genome assembly